GGAAUAUUUCGCGCCAAUUUGAAACAAGAGAGCAGUGAGUGUGAGCGGUGGAAAAGAGAGGAGCAGACACACAAACCACCGCACUGAACUUUUAAAGUUUCACUCUUUAUUUUUCGCACAAUUCAAGGUAGGUACGAAGGUAAUUCAAAACUCUUGACCGUGAUGUAGGAAGAAGAGAAGCAAAGUAAUUAAACGCUGUAAUGAACUUUUUGGUGUAUAAAGCGGAAUUAAAAAGUGUUUUUCUCUGUGUAGUUUUGUGAACAUGGAGGAGGCUAACAAGCUAAUUGGAGCUGGAAAGAAGCACCUGGUAAUGGGGAAGGUGGUCGAGGCUGUAAGCACCCUGCAGGAGGCCUGCGGCAUACUGUGAGUUCACCAUCACACAAAAGAAACACACAAACGCUCUGGCGUUUUAUUAAAAGACACUUAAAAUCAUCCUGAAUGUAUAUAUAUUGAAUGUAUAUUUAAGCGUUUAUAAGUUUUUGUUUGUUCUUGAAGUUUUUUUUUAGUGUUUUUUAAAUCGAGUUUUUAAUACAGUGUUUUGGCUUUUUCUUUAAGAUAUUAAAGUUACUUUAUAUCUUGUUAUUCGUCAAUAAGAUGGAAUAAAUUGUUGUAAAUUAGGAAAAAAGUUACAUAUUUUUGUUUGUUCGGCUUUUUUUUUGUGUGUUUUUAAAUCGAGUUUUUAAUACAGUGUCUUGGCUUUUUCUUUUAGAUUAAAGUUACUUUCUAUCUGGUUAUUUGUCAAUAAGAUUGAAUAAAUUGUCCGAAAGCAGGAAAAAAGUUUACAUAUUCAUUAAUGUCGCAAUUUUUUUAAAGUUUUGAAGUAAAUGAUGGAAAUUAAGUGUUCAUGAAAUCAUUAAGCAUUCAUUAUGAAAAUCUCAAGUUUGUUUUUUGUCUUUUAGGGCUAAAAAGUAUGGAGACACUGCAGAUGAGUGUGGGGAGGCUUUCUACUGGUGUGGAAAAGCUCUGCUGGAUUUAGCACGGUAUUCUUUGAUUGAUUUUAACUCUGAGUUGUAUUUAGAUUAUUGCCCGCUAUGGUUUCAGAUUUUGCACAUCUUUAUCAUUCAUCUUAACCAUAUGAAAAUUGACAUGUAUGAGGUUCUGUUCCUGUAGGAUGGAGAAUUCAGUUCUGGGAAACGCUCUGGAAGGAGUACCGGAGGAGGAGGAGGGAGAAGAAGAAAAACCCAAAGACUCAAACAUUGACAGCACAGAAAACGUUGAUGGUGAGAUGGUCAUUUCCAUCUUUCUUUGCCUUAUUUUGGGCGGUUUAAAUUCUGAAUUGUGCUUUUUAAACUUUAACAGAGAAGACCCGAGAUGAGCUGCGGGUUCAGGUGUACGACGCCAUGGCAGAGAAGAAAGAUGAGGAUAAAGAGAAGAAGAAGGAUGAAGAUGCUGAGAAAGAAGGAGAGAAGCAAAGUGAAGAUAAAGAGAAGAACGGUGAUGUAGAGAAAGUGGAGAAUGGUGAUGAGAAGGAACAGAAGGAAGCAAAGAUGGAUGGAGAGGAGGAAAAGAGCCAGGCAGAAGAAAAGAAACCUGCUGAUAGUGUAGAAAAGACGGAGAACGAGAAGGAGGCUGAGAAAGAACCAGAAGAUAAAAAAGAAGAGGCAGAAGGUGACUUGAUUUUCCACCUCUGUCUGUCCUUUUAGGGCAGAUCUUGAUUGUUAAUAUCUUUCUAGUAGUUAAAUUUGCAUGUUGUUCAAUUUUUAAACUUAAGUUGAUGUUUUAGAUGAGGAGGAGGAGGAGGCAGAAGAUGGCGAGGAUGCAGAAAUGGAGUGUGACACAGAAGGUCAGGGUGAGGGAGACACUGCUGCUGAGAAGGUACAUGACCAUAUUCCUCAUGUGCAAAUCCAAAUAAUGUGUCUGAAAGUGUGAUUUGAUGUCACAUUUUAAAAGUCUCUUCGUGUCCGCCAGGAAAGUGAUGAUGAGGAGGAGGAGGUGGGGAACCUGCAGCUUGCCUGGGAGAUGUUGGAAGUUGCUAAAGUCAUCUACAAACGGUAACCUUUCCUCUGUGCCGAGCUGUGACUUGGUUGGGUACAUCUCCAAACCUGAUUGGCUAAUAUGUUUGAUUUGAUUUAUCAGGAAAGAGACCAAGGAGGAUCAACUCAUGGCGGCACAGUCUCACUUAAAACUGGGGGAAGUUUCUGCUGAAUCAGGUACAAACAAAUCACUGGAUAACUCUUGUUUUGUGAACUUUUUCCUCCCUUAUUUACUACGUGACUCAUUCACCUUUUAAUACACACAUUUUAACACUGAUAGCAGAUGCUGCUAUGUUACCUGCCAGUUUUAACUGUCCACAGAGACCCUGAGCCACCUCCAAUUGUGUCCUCUGCUUUUCUGCAUGUUUUUUUUUAAACAAUAGAUGGCGAAAAAUCUAAAUCCUAUAACAAAUCAAUGACCUUACAGUGUUCUCAAAGCAGUGUGAUAUGAGCCGGAGUAUCCAUGCAGUGAUUUCCUGUCAAACAAAACACCACAUUAAGUAGUUUCAUGUUAAAACUCACCCCUGCCUAUAGAUGUGUUUAGGCCACUAUAGGAAUAUUGUGAAGUGGGACCUUUCACAACCACAUGAUCAGUGUCAAGCAUAUUCACACUAAAAGACUCGAUACAUUUACAUGACACUUGAGAAAACCGAAUUAUUGCCUAACUCUGAUUACUAGGACAACUGAAGUGCAUGUAAACACCUUAGUCCGACUAUAAUUGGAGUUUGAGAACUCUGAUUAAGACACCCAGAUAAUGCGACUGGGAUUCGAUUUUCUCUACCAUGUAACCAGCAUAGUCGGAGUAUGAUAAGACAAUGCAUGUGCGCGUGCACCACGCCCCUGUAGCCCCGUAACAAGAACACCAGAGAAGAGGCUAGUGUGCAUGUCAUCUGCAGAAAAAGUAGUGCUUACAUCAUGUACGACAAAAACAACGCUGUACGAUGCUCCAUCUUCUUGCUCGAAAAUGCCCAGCAGCAGUUGUAGUCACGUCUGACGUCUGGCACGGACCUGGCACAGCGCCUCUGAAAAGGCCCAUACCUCCUCCUAGUUUUGGGGAGGAGGACACGUUCACAUCAAUAAUUUAAUUUUCUCAGCUGCAUGUAUACACUUACAAGGAGAGAAGCGGAAAAAAACUAAUAAUGAGCUUAGUCCGAUUAAGCUGCGCAUGUAAACGCACUGAUUGAGUGGAUAACUGAACCUUCAUAAAGCUGAGUCUGUUCCUCUUUCUAGGGAACUACUCACAGGCAUUGGAGGACUUCCAGGAGUGUCUGAAGCUGCAGGUGAAGCACCUGGACCCUGACAGCCGUCUGCUGGCUGAGACUCACUACCAGCUGGGUGUGACCUCCAGCUUAACUUGGCAGUACGGCCAGGCCAUCGACUCCUACAACAGCUCCAUCAGCGUCAUCAAGAGCCGGCUGGGUGAGCAGGAGUCUGAACACUGCUGUAGUUUUUCCACGUAUUUCACUCCGUUUCAUCAUCAGAUCAGACUUUGAUGGUUCAUCUUGUGACAGAAAAACUCCAGGGGCUGCUGGAUAAGGCGGAGGGUCCGGAGGCUCUGCCUGAUGAGAGGAAGGAGAUGGAGGAGCUGAAGGCUCUGCUGCCAGAGAUCCAGGAGAAGGUGGAGGACGCCACAGAGGCUCAGAAAACAGCGAGUAAGGCCGCUGAGGCUGUGAAGGAAGUACUGGUGAGUCCUGGAUUAGGGUUUGAUUCACCGAGACUGAAUCGGGUCUAUUUUUUAAUUUACAUAUUAGAUGAGUCAAGGCAGGAGGGUGGAGCUGCUCAAACUUGCUGGUUUAGGUCUUGAUACUUAAGUUUACCCCUACUCUACAGCUUUUUUUCUUUGUACAGAAAGAGGAAACAUAAAGCUGCGGUGCAUGAAGUAUAAAACAUCCAGAGUCUACAAAUGGAGACAUGAUCUUUAUAUUUGAGCUGUUUUUUUGUUUUUUUUAAAGCUAGGCUGCAAAUUUAUUUUGGGGCUUUUUGAAUGUGAAACCUGAUGGAGUUUUCUUUGCUUUUGUAGUCGGCCUCUAGUGGACACUUGUGAGACUGCAGUGUUAGCUUCAUUCUUCAACUCUGAGGUUGCUGCUUGAUGGUAUAUUGACUGUCCUUUUCUAUUCUCUCAUCAGGAUGGAGGAUCUACUUCCUCUGCUUUCCCUGGAACCUCUGUGCAGAACGGAGACUCUUCCUCCAGUCCAAAGGUUUUCUUUAUACCCAGCUUCAUCUUUUUUUUUUUUUAAUCCAUCUAUUAAUACAGAUUUUCCAUUGUUGCACAUGCAUAAACUAUUAAUCUUUCUAGUCAAUGAUUGCUCACUGUAGCUGUUAAUCAGUCAGUUUUCUUUUUCUGCACAGAUUAACGGCACUAAAACCAAUGGAGUCAGCUCCACCAAUGGAAACUCCUCCACUGCUGCAGUCUCUGAUAUCUCCCACCUGGUCAGGAAGAAGGUGAGGGAGCUGGAUGAGCUUCAUUUGUAGUCUGCAAGCAAAGAAUAGACAGUCCAAGUAACAAUAGACAGACUUGGCCAUCAUGAGUAAGGUGAUGUCUUGACAUCAUGUGGCAGGAGAAAACGAGGGGGGAAAACAAAGAGUAAAAAUAGCAGGAUUACAUGGCAGUUCAAAAGUUGUCUUUGAGAACUGUUACACUAAAAGUGACAGUUCUCCUGAUGUGUUUCACUUCCUCUGCUGGCAGGCCUUAAAAAGUCAGUAGUUAAACCAUUUCCUGGUGAUUUUGUCUUUUCUGACACAGACAAGUUUUGGAUUACAACACAGCAGCUGCUUUGCUUUUCCAGCUCUGUGUUCAAAAUCCCUGGUAUUGAUCAAAUCCCUGUCACAUUAACCCAGAAAGAGGAAAUACCCUAAAUAAGUCACAGCACUGGCCAGGCUCAGGGUUGUUACUGUUUCUUGAAUGUUUUUUCUCUCAUCCUUAUGUAAGGUGAGGUUUGCGUUUUAAUCUUUUCACACACACACACACACACACACCUGUUGAAGUUAGUCUUGUUUCCAAUGAGCGUGUCUGUAUUUCAGAGGAAACCAGAGGAGAGUCCAGUAAAGGAGGGUGUGGUGAAGAAGGUGAAGCAGACUAACGGAGAAGCAGAGCCUCAAACUAACGGCAACACUAACGGACACAGUACAGAGGUCCAGAGGUGAGACAUGCAAGACCGCUUCCAUCUAAAUGAUUGUCUAUGUCGUUUCUCUGCUGAAACUGAAUCUCUUCUCUUUCAGUCAGUGAAGCUCGACUCCAUCCUGGUCCGCCUCAGCCGCGUCACAAAGCUCUUAUUGUUCGUUCACCUGUUUGCUGUUUAUAUAUGUGAAUAUCUUUUUCUAUGCCUGUUGAUAUGUUGGUGAUUGUAAACAUGUUUAACCUAUCGUUCAAUAAAGAAGAGUAUUUGAUUAAAGAAA
This is a messenger RNA of Xyrichtys novacula (pearly razorfish), 5369 nucleotides long. The record is from the annotation of a GenBank genome assembly. Lineage: Eukaryota; Metazoa; Chordata; Actinopteri; Labriformes; Labridae.